CAGAAGAAAAAGGACAAGGAAGACGAGGACAGCGACAACACGAGGCCGCGCACGUGCGACACUCUUCCUGUCUCGGGUAUUCUGAACUUGAUUGUCGGUACGUGGCGAUCGGUACCAGUGAUUCGGUACACCGCGACCGUCAUCGGUCAUCGUCAGUCGAACAGUCGAGCUCCAUUGUGCUUAUUGCGACGGUUUAUAGUUGAGUUCACGCGGAACAAUUAAAAUCAUAGCAUCUUCGAACUUAUUACGAAGUAUUGCCGUCCGUCCGUUUGUUCGUUCGUCGCAAACGUCAUAAGUCAAAUAACGUCGUGAACGAACGUAUUGACGACAGCGUUGAGAAAGGAAGAAAGAAGAAAGAAAAAGCAAUAAUACGAUGGCCAAUUUACGACAAACACCGUUGACAUGUAGCGGACACACGAGGCCCGUGGUUCAUCUCGCCUUUUCUGAUGUCACCGAAUCCGGAUAUUAUCUCAUUUCGGCGUGCAAAGAUGGCAAGCCUAUGUUACGACAAGGCGACACUGGAGAUUGGAUCGGUACAUUUGAAGGACACAAAGGGGCAGUAUGGGGUGUAGCGUUAAAUCCACAAGCUACUCGAGCUGCAACUGGUGCAGCUGAUUUUAAUGCUAAAGUCUGGGAUGCAAUUAAAGGAGAAGAAAUCCAUUCUUUUCAGCAUAAGCAUAUUGUUAAAUCAGUCAAUUUUAGUACUGAUUCCAAUUAUCUAUGUACUGGCUCUUAUGAAAAGCUCAUACGUAUUUAUGAUCUUAAUAAACCAGAAGCACUUCCACAAAUAUUUUCCGGUCACGCAAGUGGUAUUAGGCAUGUCACUUUCUUUGAUAAUAAUUCUGCCUUAAUUACUUGUGCAGAUGAUAAAACAUUGAGAGUAUGGGAUAGAAAUAGUGGACAAGAAAUUAAAAGAUUAGAUUUCCCUGCAAUUCCAAGUUCCAUGGAAGUAUCUAAGGACGGUAGUAUCAUUACUACAACUCACUCUAAUAUUGUUACCUUCUGGAAUAGUAAAGAAUUAACCAAGAUAAAAGAAUUUACGGUUCCGACUCAAGUUAAUAGUGCCAGCUUGCAUCCGGAUUGUAGUAUGUUUGUUUGUUGUGGAGAAGACUUUAAGAUGUACAAGUUUGAUUAUAAUACAGGAGCAGAGUUAGAAUCAUUCAAAGGACAUUUUGGGCCUGUGCAUUGUGUACGCUUUUCACCAGAUGGUGAAUUGUACGCCAGCGGAUCCGAGGACGGUACCUUGAGAUUAUGGCAGACGAUAAUCGGUAAAACCUACGGACUAUGGCGUUGCAUAGAGCAGACGCCUGCGAUUCAAGAAAAUGCCAUGGUUAAUAAUAAACAAGAAGUUCCUGCCAAUUAAAUUGAAACCUUAGAAAAGCAAGAAAAUCUUCAGACAUUUUUCCAAAAGUCCAAAAAGAGGCAUGUUGGACCAAACUCGACCGAGUAUAUACUUCGAGGAUAAACCUCCUGUAAAUGCAACAUAUUGAAUAUUUUUUUUAUGGGCCAUUGUUAGUCCCAUGAAUUCCCUGUAAAUAACGCAUCCUUUUAGAAGAUAAUCGUCGACCUUCACGGAACUUACAUUUUAUUUCAGAUUAGUAAGUCUAAAAAAUCAAACUUUAAGGUCCGUGAAGGCAAACGCACGCGCAAUAUUUAUAUCACGUUAUUUAUAUAAGAAAAACG
This is a messenger RNA of Camponotus floridanus (Florida carpenter ant), 1683 nucleotides long. It is a transcript of the gene wmd, whose product is annotated as serine-threonine kinase receptor-associated protein. Gene Ontology annotation, cellular component: SMN complex. The record is from RefSeq and is a predicted model, not a curated record. Gene Ontology annotation, biological process: spliceosomal snRNP assembly. The transcript has 5 exons. NCBI's taxonomy places the organism in Eukaryota, Metazoa, Arthropoda, Insecta, Hymenoptera, Formicidae. The coding region runs from base 374 to 1363 and encodes 329 amino acids. Gene Ontology annotation, molecular function: protein binding; RNA binding.